Messenger RNA from Theobroma umbraticum, 2664 nucleotides. It is a transcript of the gene MCCA, whose product is annotated as methylcrotonyl-CoA carboxylase alpha chain. The record is from RefSeq and is a predicted model, not a curated record. Gene Ontology annotation, molecular function: metal ion binding; ATP binding; methylcrotonoyl-CoA carboxylase activity. Lineage: Eukaryota; Viridiplantae; Streptophyta; Magnoliopsida; Malvales; Malvaceae. Gene Ontology annotation, cellular component: mitochondrion.
UUUUAUUCAUUUUUAUUUUUAUGGAGAAAAUCCCUUGAAAAUGACGAUUAUGGAAAUCCAGACUGUAAUAAUAUUGCAUAAAUAAUAGUAGCCGAUGCUUAUCCGCAAUUCCUUAUUCUACUUAUUGCUCUCUACUUCCAGUCGGCUACCAUUUUCUGCCAGGUUCUUGCCUCGAAACGAUGUCGUUAAUGGCUUUAAUCCUCCGCCGAAAGCUUCUUCACCACCCCACGCCUGUCCGUCUCCAACUAAGAUUGCUCUCUUCCUCUACUUCUCACCUUGAAACGCCGCCGCAGCGCAUUGAGAAAAUUCUAGUGGCGAACCGAGGUGAGAUAGCAUGCAGAAUCAUGAGGACAGCUAAGCGUCUAGGGAUUCGGACCGUGGCGGUUUACAGCGACGCCGAUAAAGACUCUCUCCACGUGAAAUCGGCCGACGAGGCGGUCCACAUCGGUCCACCCCCCGCUCGGCUCAGUUACUUAAACGGCUCUUCCAUUGUCGAGGCCGCAAUUCGCACUGGAGCACAGGCUAUCCAUCCCGGUUAUGGUUUCUUAUCGGAGAGCUCUGAGUUUGCUCGACUUGUUGAAGAUAAGGGACUUACAUUUAUUGGUCCUCCAGCAUCUGCAAUCCGAGACAUGGGUGACAAAAGUGCCUCAAAGAGAAUAAUGGGUGCGGCAGGGGUGCCAUUGGUGCCGGGGUAUCAUGGCAGUGAACAAGAUAUAGAAAUUAUGAAGUUGGAAGCAGAUAAAAUUGGAUAUCCUAUCUUAAUAAAGCCAACUCAUGGAGGUGGAGGAAAGGGCAUGAGAAUUGUACAAAGUCAGAAGGAUUUCAUUGACUCCUUUGUGGGAGCACAACGGGAAGCUGCUGCGUCUUUUGGCAUAAACACAAUUUUGCUGGAGAAAUACAUUACACAACCAAGACACAUUGAAGUCCAGAUAUUUGGUGACAAAUAUGGCAAUGUUCUGCAUUUAUAUGAGAGAGAUUGCAGUGUGCAAAGGAGACACCAGAAGAUAAUUGAAGAAGCUCCAGCUCCAUGUGUUACCAAUGAAUUUCGCUCACACUUGGGUCAGGCUGCUGUAUCUGCUGCUAAGGCAGUUGGUUAUCACAAUGCUGGCACUGUGGAGUUUAUAGUUGAUACCAUAACAGGUCAAUUUUACUUUAUGGAGAUGAACACCCGACUUCAGGUUGAGCAUCCUGUGACUGAGAUGAUUGUUGGUCAAGAUCUUGUGGAGUGGCAAAUUCGUGUUGCAAAUGGGGAGCCUCUUCCUAUAAGUCAGGUGCAGGUGCCCUUGUCAGGUCACGCUUUUGAAGCUCGAAUCUAUGCUGAAAAUGUUCCCAAAGGAUUUCUUCCUGCAACUGGAGUUCUUCAUCAUUAUCAUCCUGUGCCAGUUUCAUCAACAGUUCGGGUUGAGACUGGAGUUGAACAAGGAGAUGUUGUUAGCAUGCAUUAUGAUCCUAUGAUUGCAAAGCUUGUAGUAUGGGGAGAAAACCGUUCUGCAGCACUAGUCAAAUUGAAGGAUUGUUUGUCAAAGUUUCAGGUUGCAGGGGUGCCUACUAAUAUCAAUUUCUUGCAAAAACUUGCGAACCAUAGGGCAUUUGAAGAGGGCGAUGUAGAAACACAUUUUAUCGAGCACCAUAAAAAUGACCUAUUUGUUGAUCCUAAUAAUAAAGAAAUUUCUGAGGAAGCAUAUGAGGCAGCUAGACUCAGUGCAAAUCUGGUAGCUGCAUGCCUUUGUGAAAAGGAACAUUCUACUUUAAAAGAAAGCUACCCCGGGGGUCCAAGCUUACUUUCUAUAUGGUAUGCUCAUUCUCCGUUCAGAGUCAAUCAUCAUGCUCAGAAUACCAUGGAACUUGAGUGGGAAAAUGUAUAUGAUAGCAGUAGCUCAAAGCCGUUAAUGCUUGCCAUAACUUAUCAGCAAGAUGGGAACUAUCUUAUUCAGCAUACACAGAUCGGAGAAAACAGUGCCCAUAGUUCGGAAGUCAGAGCAUUACAUCUGGGCAACAAUAGUUUUAGAGUUGAGGCUGAUGGGGUAGCGAUGCAUGUUAGUAUGGCUGUUUAUAUCAAGGAUCAGAUGAAACACAUACAUAUAUGGCAUGGACCACACCACCAUCAUUUUAGACAGAAACUGUGCCUUGAGUUGUCUGAUGAAGAUGAAACACAGCAUAAGACCAGUUUCGAGACCACAAGCCACCCUCCUGGAACUGUGGUGGCACCCAUGGCUGGUUUAGUUGUCAAGGUUCUGGUGGAGGAUGGAGCAAAGGUGGAAGAAGGACAACCUGUAUUGGUCCUAGAAGCAAUGAAGAUGGAGCAUGUGGUAAGGGCAAUAUCUGGUGGUUAUGUUCAAGGACUCAAAGUCACAGCUGGUCAACAGGUUUCAGAUGGUAGUGUUCUCUUCAGAGUCAAGGAAUGAGUUGAAUUCAUCUGGAAGUUGGUUUUCAUGACAAUAUCUUGCCCAAGCAAAUUUAGUCCAUGGUUAGACAGAUAAGUCUUCUCAGCUGCAAAUACGGUCCCGUGGUAGGGAAAAUAAGUCAUAGUAAGUUUCUGUGUCUGACAAACAUAAAUAGAGAGAGAAUGGGAGUGAAACAUCCCAUAUCUACAAUAUAAAGAAGAAGCCUCUUCCAAGAUGUGAACAACAUUUGAUCUUGAAAUAAUAUGUUUCUAUUCACAGA